This is a messenger RNA of Paraglomus occultum, 555 nucleotides long. NCBI's taxonomy places the organism in Eukaryota, Fungi, Glomeromycota, Glomeromycetes, Paraglomerales, Paraglomeraceae. The record is from the annotation of a GenBank genome assembly.
AUGUACAUUAAACCGACGUUGCUUCUGGCUCUACCUCCCGACAAUUCCAAACUAACGCUGAUUCGCAUGCUUAUUUCUUAUAUUAGACCCAACUCUACCCUAAACCACCGUGAAACGAGAUCCGCAUUAUUCAAUGGAUCCGAGUCGAGAGAAAAGUAUCCAACAGGAGCCACACAGCUAGAUCUGGAGAGUCAGAACGAUGAAAAGAUCGAGGGGUUGACCAGCAAAGUGCGAUUAUUAAAAGAGACGUUUACUGCUUCAUCUUCUCUGUUGCAUCAGAUAAGUUUAAACAUCGGUGAGGCCGCGAAAGAAUCAAUAAGGCUAUCAGAGGGCAUGGCCACUGAUUUCUCUCAAACACGUACCUUGAUGGGCGGUGCUGUCUCCCGGCUAAAAAUUCUAUCAAAUGAUUCCGAAUUGCUUGUGGUAUGGAGAGAGAUGGAUUGUUGCGUUUCGUUUAAUGUGAUAACGAGGAAGUCGGGUGAUAAGAUGUGGAAUGGUUUACCGAGUAUUAUUAAUGAGACGGCAGAAAUAUGCUUUGAGAAUGCUCUGAGCUAA